AGGGAUGUAAACAAGUCUUUUUCAAUGGUCAAGUGCUGACGUUAACUGACCAGGGGCUUAUCAGUAGCGCACAGCAUGGUGAACAAGAUUGCCAAAACAGUUUACAGGGCGGCAGCAUUUGCCAGCAGCCCGGGAUAACUCUGGCCCCUGGAAAUAACUUUCAGCAGCACGGUCACGGUGGGAUGACUCCUGGCAACAUUCUCGGUCAAGGAAACUACAACCACAGCAGCCAACUUGGACAAGCCAAUCAGAAUCAGCCGCUUAUCUACACCAUCAACGAACAAGGUCAACUGGUACAACUGCAUUCAUCUAUAAAUCAGAUGCAGUCUGCCACGACGGGCUUGGAUUUUGUGUCCGUCACAGGUGCGGGUGGAAAUAUCAUAUCUGGUUUCCAGAACUCGACGGCGGGCAACGGAGGCAUGAUCCCAUCGUCAUUGCAUCACCAGGCACAGUCCAGUUUUUUGGGUCAGUCUCCAAUAGUGUCACUGGCGGGAGGCCAGGGAUCCAACCAGCCAUUCACACUGAUGCCGCCGAAUCACGGGAAUUCACUUCAAAGCCAACUCCUGUCUGCCAGCUCUUUGUUUAUGACACACCCGAUGUCUCAACAGCAACAGGUAAGCCACUGAUCAGCUAUUGGCUAUAUUUGAGUAAGCAUUGGUCUGUUAAAUUAAUGAGACUUUGUGUAAGCAUUGGUCAGUUAAAUGAACUGUUAAAUAAAUAGGACUUUGUGUAAGCAUUGGUCAGUUAAAUGAACUGUUAAAUAAAUAGGACUUUGUGUAAGCAUUGGUCAGUUAAAUGAACUGAUAAAUAAAUAGGACUUUGUGCUAGCAUUGGUCAGUUAAAUGAAGAUAGUAUAAACAACUGUUUAGUACUUUUUAUAUUUAAUAUGACUUAUACAUUUAUUUGCGCUACCUUAAAUAGUUGGUACUUUUUGUAUUUAAUAUUACAAAAAAAUUGAUUUGAGCUAGCUUCAAUAGUUGAUAAUUUAUUUAAUAGAUCAAAAUGUUACAGUUUUAUUUAUAUUUUGCAAAUUAAUAUUUCAAUGCUUCUCAAAGAGGUAUUCCAUGCAUCAUGUCGAUAAUUAACUGAAGUGUUUGGGAUCCACAUGGUUUUACCUUUUUUUGAAGUGAAACAAAGCCAUCUGUAUCGGAGCAAUGCCAUUAAUUAUAGGCCGGAAGCUAAGAAAUUAAUUCGUGUAGUUAAUGACGAUGUUAUAUGAAUCUAAUUUCAAGGAUGUUAUUUUUUUUUUUUUUAAGGUUCUCAACCUGGCUGGCCUUGGAGGACUUCAGAUGGUGAACCCAUUUACUGGCAUGUUCAACACUGUGGGCACGGCUCUGAAUGGCGCCACUGUGAAGUUGGUGGGCAACGAGUUGAAGAUUGUACAGCCAGGGGACAACACAGCCCCUCAAGGGCCCACUCAUGUCAUGGUGGAUGGCUCACUCAUACCAAUCUCCACCAAUCCACAGACCAUAGUGCCAACAGCUGCUCCGUUGAAUACCAUUGGGCAGAAGCAGUCCCAGUUGGCAUUAGGAGGGAACCCCAUCCUACAGGUAAUAAAAACUAACAUUGAACUGGUAAGGUAACCCCAUCCUUUAGGUAAAUAAAAUCAACACUAUAGGAAGGACUUGGAAAUGUAACCUUACCCUCCAGGUAACAACUCAAUUUUCAUAAGAUAUCUCUCUAUACUUAAGGAUGGGGUUACCAUAGACCCAUAUUCAGACUGGUCAACUACAAUUUAUCAUAGACUAGACCCACAUUUAGUCUGGUUGCUUACCAUUUAUCACAGACCCAUAUUCACACAUAUUUGUUACAUUUAUCAUAACCCAUAUUCACACAUGUUGGUUACAAUUUAUCAUAGACCCAUAUUCACAUGUGUUGGUUACAAUUUAUCAUAGACCCAUAUUCACAUGUGUUGGUUACAAUUUAAUCUCUUAUUUAAGUAUAUGGCUGGUUCUUAAACAGUACACAACAAAAGAUGAUACCAUAUGUUAAAUACUAUAACAAAGAAUACGAUACUCAAACCUGGGCUAAUCACAAUUAAUGAAUUUAUUAGGUUAAUAAUAAAUUACAAAAUCAGAAAUACAUAAAAUUAAAGCUAUUGAUUUACAGUAUAAUGAUUGGCUAGUUCCGGUAAAAUUUUGAAGUAGAUACAAUGUUGUAAAAAAAAAGGUACAGUGAUGAAAAGGAAUCUACACACACAUAUCAAAAUGUUAGUAAACAAAUCUCUGUCUCGUAUAGAAAAAUCUCUAUGGUAAUAGUGCUCAAAAUAUCUCACAUAUGAUCUUCCCGUCACUCAAUCACCCUAUGCCUAUAUAUAGCCUGUUUCAUAGAAACUUCUCGAACUGACUUACACAUUGUAUUCCUUUUUCGAUAUUUCUAUAUAAUUCUACAGAAUUCUAAUAAUAAUAUUGACCAUCGAUUUUAUUUAUUUGUAAUCGAUGUCAAGGGAGACUAUUUUUAAAUUAGCCAUACCCUUAUAGCGCUGGUGAACUUGGGGUCAGCUUAAGUUCAUUUACCAGAACAUAUGAAUGAAAUUAAACGAGACGUCUAUAACACCCACAUUCACACAUGUUGGUUACAAUUGAUCAGAACUUGUCAUAAAGGAUUCCUGUCUCAAAAUUGAUAAAAUAUACCUGCCAUGUUUUAGUUCUUGGAUUCAUCUCUACAUAGAUGUUUUUUGUUUACUCUCUUCCCUGUCAGUAUGACCCAACAAACCCCAGUGCCCCACCGAUCCUGAUAAACGCCCCGGCGACAACCUUCCAGAUGGCUCCUCAGAUCUUAGGGUCCGGGCCUCUUCACUCGCCAGCAAUGUCAGCUCCGCACGGUAUUCUACAGAUGGCCCCGGCGGGGGCCCAGCUGGGCUCAACGACACCUUUCCAACUGGGCAAAAAUGGAGGACUGGUUGUGGCCUCAACCAUGGUUGCCAGCACAGUGACCACCAACUCUGUGACCGCUUGUAUCAGUUCUCCUUCUGUUACUGCCGCUUCUAAGGGAGCUAAGGUGUGUCAUUUCAGCCAGAGUGUAAACCCCGUACCGCAAUGAUUAUUCAUUUUCCAAACCAGUCAAGGAGAGCUCAAUUGACUAGCAUAGAAUCAUAAUUAUCUAGAUCUAAAUUUAAAUAAACUUUAAGAACAUUUUUUUUUCUACUGAUAUAUCACUGCCACCAUCUUUGUUUCUUAACAGUUAUAAACUUAAAGGCUUUCAAACAGUAAAUGUUAAACUUGACUUACAGAAAUAUGGCUGUCAUGAAGCUUGCCAAUCAUUCCUUAAUUCACCAAUCAUUCCUUAAUUCACCAAUCAUUCCUUAAUUCACCAAUCAUUCCUUAAUUCACCAAUCAUUCCUUAAUUAACCAAUCAUUCUUUAAUUCAUAGGGUCUUCCAGCACUGGCCCCAGCAUUGUCGCAAACAAGUCCAACCAUGGGGUCAACAGUUGCCAUAAGCAGUGGCUACCAGAGCAUCCUGCCCUCGCAACAGUUCAUCAUCAAUGGCCAGAAGAUAGUGACAAAGCUCAACCCAUCAACCGGCCAGCCGACUAAACUCUCCCAGAAUAGGAAGAAAUCUCCUUCAGCUUCUAGAGCGUCUCCAAUAGCGGCAGCAGAAAUCUCACAGCACUACAUUCAACAGCCCCUCUCAACAUCUUCCUCCGCGGUCCCUCUAAGCAAUCUCAAGAUGUCGUCUGCUAUUGAUAAGUCCAAGAACAAAUCCAAGGGGAGUCGGCAGCAGGGAGGCCAGCACUACGAGGAGAAGACCCCCAUCAUCAAAACAGAUCUGCUGGCACAAGCCACGGCCAC
Molecule: messenger RNA, 3791 nt
Organism: Lymnaea stagnalis (great pond snail)
Lineage: Eukaryota; Metazoa; Mollusca; Gastropoda; Lymnaeidae
Source: the annotation of a GenBank genome assembly